Rotaria socialis is the source of this 747-nucleotide messenger RNA. The record is from the annotation of a GenBank genome assembly. NCBI's taxonomy places the organism in Eukaryota, Metazoa, Rotifera, Eurotatoria, Philodinida, Philodinidae.
AUGAGUUUGGUCUUGUACAGUUCUUCUUCGGAUUCGAAUGAUGAUGAAAGUGAUGCAAAACAUAAAACAAAACGCUUUAAACCACAACUACCGUCGGUUAAUAUUCAACUCGCAAAUGAGUUUGAUUUAUCAGAAAAAGAUUUUCAAACAAAAAAUGAACGUUCGAGAUUAUUUCCUCAUGAGAGAGGAAAUUGGGCUUUGUCGAUUUAUGCAUUUGCUGAAUGUUCAUCACAUUUGGAUACAAUGAUUGAUGAUUUAAUUGAAAUAUUCGAUGACAAUUGGAAACGUUUAAUGGAAUUACAUAUUAGUUUAUCGAAAACUAUUCCGAUUCGUUUUCAUCAUAUCGAAUCAAUUCGUACAGGUCUACAACAUGAAUUAUCAUUAUCAAUGAUUCAAUUUUCAACUCGAAUAGAAAAUGUAACAAUAUUAACAAAUGAAGAUGAAUCAACAUCAUUUUUAGUUUUUACACUUGAUCAAGAUCGACAAUUUGCUAAAUUGAUAGAAAUCAUCGAUAAAAUACUUUGUGAACAUCGAUAUCCAGGUUAUUACGAAAAUCCUUGUUUUCAUAUUAGUUUUGCUUAUUCAAUGGAUAAAAGUCGAAAAGAAAAGUUACCAAAGGAUUGGAAGGAAAAAUGUUUGGCUGUUUUAAAACAAUAUCAAUGUCAACCAAAUGCGAUCACUAUAGCCGUCGAUGAUAUUCGAUUAAAAGCUGGCAAACGUGUUUACCAAUUGACUAAAUCAACAUAG